This is a messenger RNA of Clupea harengus (Atlantic herring), 1695 nucleotides long. RefSeq names its product ALG5 dolichyl-phosphate beta-glucosyltransferase (gene alg5). NCBI's taxonomy places the organism in Eukaryota, Metazoa, Chordata, Actinopteri, Clupeiformes, Clupeidae. The record is from RefSeq and is a predicted model, not a curated record. Gene Ontology annotation, biological process: protein N-linked glycosylation. Gene Ontology annotation, cellular component: endoplasmic reticulum membrane.
AGAUCUAUUUCUGUGUAUUGUAGUGUAAGUAAAUCUCCAAGCACUAGUGGUCGCAGUUCCACUUCUUCUACAAAGUUGACAUCUUGCUCACCCUCUUGGCUGACUGCGAUGAUGUCGUUUGUGGUGACAUGUUAGACUUCCGCAUAGGUGUUGCUCUGUGAAUGGAAGUAUCUGUAUAGUUAGCUAUGUCAAGUAAAAUGCUAGCUUUUUAAGGAUUCGCGCAGAGGUGUGUCUAACCGACUAUCAACUAGGUAGUAGUUUAUGGAGAUAUUUGUGUUUUUCACCGUAUGUCGCUUCUUGGACCACAGAAAAAAACUAGCUAGCAAGAAGUGACUAUCCUUACUAGUCACUCGCUACGUUAGUUGAUCACUAUCUAGAUAUCAAUCCAUCUAGAUUGUUGCCAAUAUUCACCACCGGUGUCUUUUUGGAAUGGAGAAUGGAUUUUUGUCUAUGUGAAAUAGUUCAAUGUCUGGUGUCAUUGGCAGCGCUCGUUUUAAUAUUGGUUGUAGUUGUAGCUCAUGUCACUGCUCCUGGAAUGGUCGAUUUGAGUCGUCAUGAAAAGGAGAAGUAUUUCCGCACUGCCCAGGGGAAGAAGGAGAGCUUCCCAAGUCUGUUUGACCCUCAUUCACUGGAGCUCUCAGUCGUAGUACCUUCUUACAAUGAGGAAGAAAGAUUGCCUGUGAUGAUGGAGGAGACUAUGGAGUACUUGGAAAAAAGACAGAAGCAGAAUCCUUCCUUCUCUUAUGAAGUUAUUGUGGUCGAUGAUGGCAGCAAAGACAAGACAUCCGAGGUUGCCUUAGGUUACACCGAGAAGUAUGGUGCAGACAAAGUGAGAGUCUUAACCCUGGUCAAGAACCGUGGCAAGGGUGGAGCAGUCAGAAUGGGAACUCUCAGCUCACGCGGUAGUUUAAUCCUCAUGGCGGACGCAGAUGGAGCCACAAAAUUUGAAGACAUUGAGAAGGUGGAGGCAGGCUUAAAGAACCUCAGCCCAAAGCCUGAUAAUAUGGCCAUAGCUUGUGGAUCUAGAGCCCACUUAGAAGAGGAGUCGGUGGCUAAGCGGUCCUUUUUCCGCUCAGUCCUGAUGUAUGGGUUCCACUUCCUGGUUUGGUUCUUCUGUGUGAGGGGGAUCAAGGAUACGCAGUGCGGCUUCAAGCUCUUCACCCGAGAGGCAGCCUUGAAGACGUUCUGCAGUCUUCACGUGGAGCGCUGGGCUUUUGAUGUUGAACUUUUGUACAUUGCCCAGUGCUUCAAAAUACCAAUAGCAGAGGUGGCUGUUAAAUGGACAGAGAUUGAAGGAUCCAAGUUGGUUCCCUUUUGGAGCUGGCUGCAAAUGGGCAGAGACCUCAUCUUCAUCAGACUUCGUUAUAUCACUGGUGCCUGGAGGCUGGAGUCUCCGAGAAAGACCCAGUAGAACCCUGCCCUUAAUUCAAUGCUUAUUCACAAGCUGAAAAGUUUGUGAGUUGUAACAUGGUAUCAUGCUGGAUGGUAUCGCCACAAUUUACAUGCACUGUAUUUUCAGUCAGUGAACAGUUACGUUUCAUGUGUCAAACAUUGACACUGUAUUGCUUCUUAUAAGAUCAUCGUUUUUUGUAUUUUUUUUUCUUUCUGUUCUGAGGGGUUGGGUAAAACAACUCUCAGAAAUGUAGUAUGUUUUUGAUCAGCCAAAAAUGACAAUAAAAGCUGAAAUGGCAAAAA